UAUUUGGAGCACCGGUUCGACCGCAGGGUCCGAAUGGUGGCCUCUUUGGUCUUCACGUCUCAAAUGAUAAUCUAUAUGUCGAUUGUCUUAUACGCGCCGGCAUUAGCUCUCAAUGCGGUCACCGGACUGUCCAAAUGGACGGCUAUAUUAUCUGUUGGUAUAGUUUGUACCAUCUAUUGCACGAUUGGAGGCAUCAAAGCUGUCAUUUGGACGGAUGUGUUUCAAUCAUUCCUGAUGUUCACCGCAAUGAUUAUUAUUGUGGUUAAAGGCGUGUAUGAUGUCGGAGGGGUCGACGUUCUUAAAUCCAAAUCCGAUGAUAAGACAUACGUUUUGGUCGCAAACAAUCGGAGGAAUCUUCAUAUAUGUCUCGCUUUAUGGUGUCAACCAAACACAAGUUCAGAGACUAUUAACUCUUAA
Oppiella nova is the source of this 417-nucleotide messenger RNA. NCBI's taxonomy places the organism in Eukaryota, Metazoa, Arthropoda, Arachnida, Sarcoptiformes, Oppiidae. The record is from the annotation of a GenBank genome assembly.